Messenger RNA from Lolium rigidum, 888 nucleotides. Its product is annotated as pirin-like protein. The transcript has 5 exons. Lineage: Eukaryota; Viridiplantae; Streptophyta; Magnoliopsida; Poales; Poaceae. The coding region runs from base 1 to 888 and encodes 295 amino acids. The record is from RefSeq and is a predicted model, not a curated record.
AUGUCUUCGUCUGCCCCGACGGCGCCGUUCAAGAACCCCAGGGCGGUGGUCAGGAAGCUGCUCUCGGAGGCCCAGUCCGAGGGGCAUGGCGCCACCGUCAGGCGGAGCAUCGGCAGGCACGAGCUCAGGAGCCUGGACCCGUUCCUCAUGCUCGACGAGUUUUCGGUAUCCAAGCCCGCUGGGUUCCCCGACCACCCCCACCGAGGAUUCGAGACCGUGACCUACAUGCUCGAUGGGGCCUUCACCCACCAGGACUUCUCCGGACGCAAGGGCACCAUCAGAACAGGAGAUGUUCAGUGGAUGACGGCCGGCCGUGGCAUCGUGCACUCGGAGAUGCCGGCGUCGGACGGCGUGCAGAAGGGCCUGCAGCUCUGGAUCAACCUCGCCUCCAAGGACAAGAUGAUCGAGCCGCGGUAUCAGGAACUGCAAAGCAAGGACAUAAGCCGCGCGGAGAAAGACGGCGUGGAGGUCCGGAUCAUCGCGGGGGAGGCCUUCGGGGUGCGGUCGCCGGUGUACACGCGGACGCCGACGCUGUACAUGGACUUCACGAUGCGGCCGGGGUCGCAGCUGCACCAGCCGGUCCCGGCGGGGUGGAACGCCUUCGUGUACGUGAUCGAGGGGGAGGGCUCGUUCGGGCGGGAGGGCGCCGCGCCGGCGGCCGCGCACCACUGCCUCGUGCUCGGCGCCGACGGGGACGGGCUGAGCGUGUGGAACGGGUCCGGCGCGCCGCUGCGGUUCGUGCUGGCGGCGGGGCGGCCGCUGAAGGAGCCGGUGGUGCAGCAGGGGCCGUUCGUGAUGAACACGCGCGCGGAGAUCCAGCAGGCCACGGAGGACUACUACUACGGCCGCAACGGCUUCGAGAAGGCCGGCCACUGGAGCUCCGCCUAA